AUGACUGUGUAUAAUUGGUCGUCAGAUGCCUUUGAGGACUGUUAUGAUUUGAUCAAGCUACAAGACGUUGGUUAUUACGAAGCCAUACAGGCGAUCAAAACAGACUUGUUGAAUGUAUUGGUAACGCCUGCUAAGAAUGAAAAAUCAAGAAACAUCUUAAUUGAUGAAACUAAACCAAUCCAAUUCGGUAGUGGGGAUGAAUUCAAAUUGAAUAGGCCUUUCAUAGAGAUUUGUACCGUGUUGGCUACUGAACUUGAUCUUGAUGAAGUUUGUGUUGCUGAAUUAGUAUAUUUCGCUAAUAGUCUUAGUUUUCAACGAGGUACUAAUUUGAUUGAUAGUGCUAAGUUAGCUUACUUCUCAAGACUUAAAUAUAUACUAAACAUACUAGGAUAUUUGAUUACCAACCAGGAAUUACAUUUAAUAUUUGAUCAAGAACAAGAACAAGUAACUUCUCAGCAAUAUGAAACUUUAUUCAACAACAUCAUUCAAAGUUUUCAAAGGAUUUAUACCCUUUUAAACACUAUUAAUGAUCUCAUAGAUAAACAAAAGGUUACUAAUGAUAUCAAUAACCUUUCCUUUAUAAAUUCGAUCAAUUUCGUUAAAAGUCAAUUGUUAUUAGAUCAUGAAGUUUUAGGUCAACUUUUAUAUUCUUUAUUUGAUAAUUACUUUGAUAAAUUUACUUCACCACUAGCCAUUUUUAAAUCAUUAAUUCAAUUUAUAAAAGAAAAAAUCAAUGAUAAUGAUAUUUUAAUCAUCCAUUUCAUUCCUGGAACUUUGAAAUUAAUCUCAAACUUAUUUAUACCAUCUUACAAUAUCAAAGAUUCCACCAUUGAAGAGUUUUAUAAAUUUAUCAUAUCAACAUUAGAAAUUGACUAUAACUCAAUUGCUGAUGCAAAUAAUGAAAUCGACUUAUCCAAAUCUAAAUUAAAAGGUAUAGAUAUGAUUACUGAUCUAGUAUUCCUCACUCUUUUCAUUCCUUGGUGUAAGGAACUUGAAUCAAGAACUGCCAAAUAUGACUUUAAAGAUGACAUUUUAAAAUUUAUGGAAUUAUUAAUUAAUUAUGGUGCUUUUGAAACGUUGUUAUCUUAUACUGCUGAUACAUCAAAUGUGAAAUCAGAAAAUUUAUUCGAAAGAAGUAAUACUUAUGAUUUCAGAGCAUUAUUACAGAAAGUAUUCCCAAGAUUAGCUCCUUCAAAGUUUACCUAUAACUCAUCUCAAGAAUUACUUUAUACAUCGCUUACAAAAUCCGGUUACGAAAAUAUCUCAGUAUUAUUAGAAACCAACCAAUAUAAAGUUUCUCCAGAAUUUAACGAAACUUUAGUGGCACCAUUCUUCCAUUUGUUUUUCAGUAACUUCAUAACAAAUGCAGCAAUCAUAUUAACUUCAUUAAGAGAUACGGAAGAAGAUUUUCUCUUAUCCUCGAUAAAUGGUAAACAAGAUGCAAAUGAUGAACCACCUUCGACAACAUCAGCAUCAUCAUCUAACCUGACUAAAAAUGAUCAAAAGAAUGAUGGUCUUGACUUAGAUGAAAUUGCCGCUCGUGGUGAUUUAGAAAGAUUUUAUUUGGCUUUCGCUUAUACUUAUAACUAUAGACCUGAAUUAUGUAACAUGUUUUGGUCUGAUGAUGUAAGUUCGAAUGAUGUUAAUGGUUUCAUUGCCUGGGGGUUAAGUAAUAAUACAUCAUCAUUAAUAACUGCUACAUUUUGUUUAUUAUUAGGUUCUUUAACUUCAGGUGGUAAUAACUUAUCCUCACAAAUAUGGGAAACUCUUAUCCAGAAUAAUAGUUCUGGUUUAAAGAAGAGUGAUUAUUCAAAAAUUUCUAUUGAUUCCAUCUGUGAUUCAUUAAACUAUUAUAUUGAUUCAUUACAAGAGAAUUUUGAAUUGGAUUUGAAUGAACAACUCAGACAACAACAGAAGAAACAUGAAUUCAGAUUCUCAAGUGUAUCUAAUAAAAAAGACUUGGAUGAUAAUUCCGAAAAUAGAAUUGUUAUUGAAUUAGCUGAAGACUCAGUGGUUUUCAUCUCAGGAUUUUUCCAAUUAAUAUCCUCAAUAGUGAAACAUUUAUCAUCAUCGUCAAACGAAAGGUCUAAGGAAAUUAAAAACAUUGCCUUUAAUAGAUUUUUACCAAUAAUCACUGGAUUUUUAAAAUUCGAUAAUUUAAUUACUGGUGGUCUGCUUUUAACUGUGUUAGAGAGUUCUAAUAAAUCAGUUGAUUUGCCAAAAGUUUUAGUUUCUGAAGAGAAUAGAAUUGUAUUAACCAACCUUUUACUUAACUUUUUAACUAGUUUUGUUCAUGAUCAAGAUAGUGACUUGGACAUAAGGUAUAGAAUAUGGAGACUCAUAGAUAGUUGGAUUUAUCAUGGCUUACACAUUGAAUCAUCAUCCAAUACCAACAAUAAUUCAUCAUCGACAGGUUUAAACUCACAAAGUUCACUUUUAUUAGUUCGUCAAAAUCAAACUAAACCAAAAUAUUCCGCCAAGGGUAACUUAAGAAUCUUACAAGGAUUUGAUAUCAACUUAGUACAUCUUUCGCAAGUCAACAACUUUGUAGAAUUAAUCAAUCGAUUAUUAAAACCAUUAAGUAAUGAAAAUCAAGCUUUCAGUCCAUAUUAUUUAUUAUACCCCGCAGACUUAGGUUCUGGUUAUAGAAUUAACAAUCAAAUUGGGAUUUGGCCAUACAUUGAAUACUUAUUAGUUGGAGUAUUUUCAAAGGUAGGAGAGAUUUCUAAUUUUGAUGAUAGACUCUAUUUACAAUUAAGUAUUGUGGAAACCAUUCAAACAUCUUUAAAACUGGUCGACUGGAAAUUCAUUUCAGAUACAGUUCACCAAGUGAUUCGUAACUUUCCAGUCGGUGAUAGCAUCUUUAAUUCCUUCUUGCCUAAUGUGAAUUUGAAUUAUGAAUUGUUUGUUAAGUUACAUCAUUCGGUUGCUAUUUUAAACUAUUUAUUCAAUGAAAAGACUUGGGCGGCAUUAUUUGGAAUUGCUAAUAGCGGAGUGGAAAAUAUCAGUUCAAAUUACAAUUUAAGUAUUUUAGUGGAAUCAUCGUUGAAGGUUUUGGAUGAUAUCUUAAGUGUGGAAGAUAUAUUCGUGAAGAAUCUUUUACCAAUCUUGAAGAGCAAAGACAUCUCACCUCCAACAUCAGGUACUGUUGGAUUUAGUACGAGUCUUACAUUAGCAUUAGCUUCUCCAAAGACAGUUUUUGAUAACAUAUAUUAUCCUACGAAUAUUGGAACCAAUGCCGUGGGUGAUUUCAGCGAAGUAUUUUUAUUCAAUUUAGCCACUGUUGCCCAUUUAGGUCUUUAUGUGGGAAUUAAAGAAUCAAAUAUCGCCACUAUAUCAAUUUCUAUCUUGGAUAAAAUAAGAACAUCCAAAUAUUUCCUUUCAAAAUCAGGUUAUAGCUCCAAUGAUUCAUUAUUGAAUAAAAAUAGAUUAUUAACUACAUUUGAAAGUAUUGAUGAAUCAGAAAAGAUCAAAUAUGCAUUUAUAUCUGUGUUUGAAAAUGUUGAUCAAAAUUUAAGUUUAAAAUAUCGAAUUCUUGAAUUUUUAUCAGCUAAUUUAAACCAAUCAAGUGGUAAAGAACCUAAUGUGGCUCAUUUCUUAUUAGGAUAUGUGAUAAGAGGAGGAUCAUUAAUACUUGAUGAAACUACACAAACCAAUUCACUUUUAAAAUCAUUGUUGGAAACCUUAAGUUUGACUCUUGAUGUUAUAUCGCAAACUGAUUAUACCAAUGGUAAUUAUCAAAAUAUUGAUGUGGGACCAGUUAAAUUAUCAUCAUUAAUUUUAGAAAUUGUGAUUAAAUUAAGUCAUGAUCCAAUUAGUUCGAUUAUUACGAUUGGAAAUUUACGUGAACAAGAUAAUUUAUUUGAAAAAUUGAUUCAAUAUCAACCUAAGCUUGAUUUAAAUACCUUAUGGAGUGGGGUUGUCUUUAAUGGAGAUUUAAGAGAUGGAGUUGAGAAUUAUUUUGUGGAGAAUGAUGAUAGUAAUCAAGCAUUCUUUUCAUUUAUAAGCCAAAGAAACCUAAUCUUACAAUAUUUAUCGUUAGAAUUCCAUCAUAUCCUGUCUCGAUCCAAGAGAGAAUAUUACAUGGAAUUAUUAUUGGAUAAUAAAGAAUAUUUGAGUGGUACACCAAAGGUAUUAGGAUUAUUAGAUGUAUUAAAUUAUGAAUUUAAAAACUUUGAAUUAUAUAAAUUCGAAACAUUUAAUAAGAAAUAUAAUUUAUCCCUAAUUUUACAAACGGUUCAAGCUGAAGAUUUAGACUUGUCGAUUUUAAAUAAGAUUUAUAAAUUUAUUUGUCAAUCAUCUUCAAACCUUAGUACUAGAGAAGAUAAAAUCCAAUUUGCUCAACAAGUUAUGAUUGAAGGAAACAAAAUCAAUGAUUUUAUCAGGAAAUAUAUUGUUUCAGUCAAAUUAAAGGAUAUUCAAUUAAAAUCAUUACAUUCAUGGUGUCAAUUAGUGGAAAUAUUAAUCACUGAUCAUAAUUUAUAUUCUAAAAAGUUCAUCUUGGAGAUUUUACAAGUAAUCUUACCUAAGAUUAAUGAUUAUUUAGAAUCUGAUAUUGCCUUUUCAGAAGAAUUGAUUUCAUUAACCGUUUUAUUAUUUGAUUUAUAUGAUCAAAAGAUUGUGAUUGAAACUAAUAGUAAAGAAGAUUUCGCUUUAGGGAUCAGACGAUUAAUUCCAUUAUUAAAGACUUGUAUUGCUGGUAUUUUGAAUUCGAAUUCAACUCCAUCUUUAAGAUCUGAUUUAUAUGUGUUAACUAAUAAAUUUUUAAUUAAAGUGAUUAAUAAUGAAGAUUUGGCUCAAGAAACAUCAGCUAUUAUUAAAUCGAUCGAUAAAAAAUUGAUUGAAAUCAUUUCAAGUGAUGCUAUUUAUUCCGAAGGAGCAUCUAGAAUUACAUCAAUCUUAUUAUUGGAAUCGUUAAUUCAUUUAGGUAAACAAGAUAAUUUUGUGCUUGAUUUAUUAGUGAAGAAUAAUUCAUUAUUAUUAUUGAUGAGAUCGAUUAAGAGAACUGAUGAAGUAUUAGAGAUUUGUGAUGGUAGUACGGGAGAUCAUAAGAAGUCGGGUAUUAGUUUAGAGACUUUUAUUUAUGAAUUAACUGCUUUUAAAUCGACAUUAUACUUUUUGAUUCGAGUGGCUCAAUCAAAAGCAGGUUCAUUACAAUUAAUCCAAGGCGAAAUCUUUUCAUUAUUGAAACAAUCUAAUUUAUUAAGUAUUGAUCCUGAUUUAGGGAUCAAUCUUAAGAUUGAUGAAUAUCAAGAUUUAAAGAAUAUUAAAGUUAGUUUAUUAUUGGAUACUCCAAUUGGUAUAAUAAGUGAUUUGAAUACUUUAAAGAAAACUACCGCAUCUAAUCGAGACAAUACCAUCUCAUAUAUUGAAUUCAUUAUUCCUAUUUUCCAAUUAAUAGUUACUAUUUUAUUAGCUAUGGGACCAAGUUAUAAACCCAGUAUAUUAGAAUCACGUAAAUUAUUAUCGAGUGUGGAUAGAUUAGUAGUUGGAGUUUUAAAGAGAGAUCUUUUACUUGAGAAUCAAAAUCCUGAGGUUUAUAAGAAUAAAGAUUCUCAAUAUGAAGGAUUGAAAGAAUUGGUUAAGUUAUUCACUUUAUUAGAAUCAUUAGUAAAGUAUAAUGAACUGGGAUAA
Messenger RNA from Scheffersomyces coipomensis, 5634 nucleotides. RefSeq lists its product as uncharacterized. Bases 1 to 5634 code for a protein of 1877 amino acids. The record is from RefSeq and is a predicted model, not a curated record. The transcript has a single exon. Gene Ontology annotation, cellular component: nuclear pore. Lineage: Eukaryota; Fungi; Ascomycota; Pichiomycetes; Serinales; Debaryomycetaceae.